CGGAUGGCCCCGAGUGCGUGCUCCUCUUUCUUUCCCUCCUCUGCUUUCCUUCCUCCGCUCCACCCCGGCCUUUCUUUCCUAGCGGCGACGACAGUAAUAGCGGCCACUCUGGCAGGGUCUUCGUAAGGCGCGAUUCGUCGGCGACGAGCAUCCGACUGAAAGAUGAUUAAUCUUUUCAAAAUAAAGGGUCAAAAGAAAGAAGAGGCGGCAAGUGCUGCUGGAAAGGCCCCUGUUAAGAAGCAGUCUGCUGGGGAGCUCCGCCUCCAUAAAGAUAUUAGUGAGCUCAACCUACCAAAGACGACAUCGAUUUCUUUUCCCAAUGGCAAGGAUGAUCUAAUGAAUUUUGAGAUCAUCAUCCGACCUGAUGAAGGAUAUUACAUGGGAGGCACUUUCGUUUUCACCUUUCAAGUGUCCCCAUCUUAUCCUCAUGAACCUCCGAAGGUCAAGUGCAAGACCAAGGUGUACCAUCCAAAUAUUGAUUUGGAAGGCAAUGUAUGUCUGAACAUUCUGCGUGAAGAUUGGAAGCCUGUUCUUAACAUCAACACUGUUAUUUAUGGCCUGAAUCUUCUUUUUACGCAACCAAACGAUGAGGAUCCGUUGAACCACGAAGCUGCGGUUGUCCUUCGUGACAACCCAAAGAUGUUUGAGGCAAAUGUUAAAAGAGCGAUGGCUGGAGGCUACGUGGGCCAACACUAUUUCCCAAGAUGCGCUUGACUUGAUGGUGCUGGCUGCGAAACGAUAUCUAGUGCCGCCUUAAGCCAUCUGGGCUCCUUGUAUUAGCACCAGCGCGCCCAGCUUUGCUGAUUUGUGUGGUUCUCAGUGCGCGGGAAGUGCUUCUGGAAGCAAAAUUGAAAUCGCCCAUGGCGUGAUGUGCCUGUUUGCCCGUCCUUCCUUGUGAAUGUGUUUAACACCCGUAAAUUAAAUUUGGUGAUGAGGUGGUGGUACAGAUGACAAGGAUAUGUAUCUGAAUGAACUGUAUAAUUUGAUAAAUCCUAAAUGAUGAAUGGGAAAUGAAUUUAUAAGAAAAUUGUUUUCUUU
Messenger RNA from Setaria italica (foxtail millet), 1038 nucleotides. Its product is annotated as NEDD8-conjugating enzyme Ubc12. The record is from RefSeq and is a predicted model, not a curated record. Lineage: Eukaryota; Viridiplantae; Streptophyta; Magnoliopsida; Poales; Poaceae. Bases 163 to 714 code for a protein of 183 amino acids. The transcript has 6 exons.